AUGCAUGGCACACCUGAGCUUUCCUUUGCAGCAACAACUCCAGUCCUGGCAGAUAAGAAAAAGUACCCAAACUUCUUCCGCACCGUCCCGUCAGACAACGCCGUGAACCCUGCGGUGGUGAAGUUCCUCACCUUCUACAACUGGAGCCGUGUGGGGACGCUCACUCAGGAUGUACAGAGGUUCUCCGAGGUGAGAAAUGAUCUAACAAGUGAGCUGGAGAAAGCAGACAUCCAGAUUGCAGAUACGGAGAGUUUCUCCAACGACCCAUGUGUCAAUGUCAAGAAGCUCAAGGACAACGAUGUGAGAAUCAUCAUUGGCCAGUUUGACGAGAAUCUGGCCUCCAAAGUCUUCUGCUGCGCAUAUAACCUCAACAUGUUUGGCAGUAAAUACCAGUGGAUUAUCCCCGGCUGGUACCAGGGCAACUGGUGGGAGCAGGCCAACAGCACCAACUGCACCACCAAGAAGCUGCUCACAGCCAUGGAGGGAUACAUCAGUGUGGACUUUGAGCCGCUCAGCGCUCGCCAGAUAAAGGGCAUCUCAGGCAGAACCCCGAAGGAGUAUGAGAGGGAGUACAGCCGGGAGCUUCAGCAGAAAGGUGUGGAGUCCAGCAAGUUCCACGGCUUUGCCUACGAUGGGAUCUGGGUCAUCGCUAAAACUUUAACUCGAGUGAUGGAACUGCUCCGGGUAAAACAGCGUCAGAACACCUUCCACAACUUCACUGUGGAUGAUCGCGAAGUGGGGAAAAUGGUGCUGGAAGUCAUGAACGAGACCAACUUCUUUGGUGUCACGGGCCAAGUCAUGUUUCGGAACGGAGAGAGAAUGGGCACAAUCAAAUUCAACCAGUUUCAAGAGGGCAGGGAGGUGAAGGUGGGAGAAUACAACGCCAUUGCUGAUGUGCUUGACCUCAUCAACAACUCUAUAAGGUUCCAAG
This is a messenger RNA of Notothenia coriiceps (black rockcod), 931 nucleotides long. RefSeq names its product gamma-aminobutyric acid type B receptor subunit 2-like. Gene Ontology annotation, cellular component: G protein-coupled receptor heterodimeric complex; membrane. The transcript has 8 exons. The annotation marks the transcript as partial. Lineage: Eukaryota; Metazoa; Chordata; Actinopteri; Perciformes; Nototheniidae. The record is from RefSeq and is a predicted model, not a curated record. Gene Ontology annotation, biological process: G protein-coupled receptor signaling pathway; gamma-aminobutyric acid signaling pathway. Gene Ontology annotation, molecular function: G protein-coupled GABA receptor activity.